AUGGAGCCAUUCGUGAUCGAGUUGCCAGUCGAAUCACUGGCUGAUCUCCAUUAUUUCCAUGAGAAGCUGCAGAAACAUGCAGGCGUGAAGCAUCUGCGAAUGCGUCGGCUUCCACAGUUCAAGAGAGGUAAGGAUGCGAAAGUUCCAUAA
This is a messenger RNA of Gongylonema pulchrum, 150 nucleotides long. The record is from the annotation of a GenBank genome assembly. Lineage: Eukaryota; Metazoa; Nematoda; Chromadorea; Rhabditida; Gongylonematidae.